AUGGCCGGACGGAAACUCCUCAUCCUUUUCGGCAGCCAGACUGGGACAGCUCAAGACACGGCCGAGAGGAUCGGCAGGGAGGCCAAACGGCGGCACUUUGAGUGCCAAGUGGAGGCGCUGGACACCUAUGACGUGGCGAACCUCAUCCAUGAGCCCUUGGUGGUGUUUGUGUGUGCAACCACGGGCCAGGGCGACCCACCUGACAACAUGAAGAUGUUCUGGCGCUUUCUGUUCCGGAAGAACCUGCCCCCCAGGUCCUUGUGCCAGAUGGACUAUGCUGUGCUGGGCCUCGGAGACUCCUCUUAUCCCAAGUUUAAUUUUGUUGCGAAGAAGCUGCACAAACGGGUGCUGCAGCUCGGGGGCAGCCCUCUGCUGCCGGUGGCGUUGGGAGACGACCAGCACGAUCUGGGACCAGAUGCGGUGAUUGAUCCCUGGCUGCUGGCCUUGUGGGACAAGAUCCUUGCCUUGUAUCCCCUCCCUCCAGGCGUCCAGAUCAUCAGCCCAGAUGUGCGCCUGCCCCCAAAAUACACCCUGCACUACGUGGCUGAAGGUUCCUCCUGCCCUGAUGGUGACGUGCUCCAGCCAAGAGAGGCCAAGGCUGUUCCCUCAGAACAACAUCCCUUUGCUGCUCGGAUGGUGUCCAAUGAGCGGGUCACGGCAGAAUCCCAUUUCCAGGACGUCCGGCUCAUUGAGUUUGAUAUCACAGGCUCAGGAAUGAUGUUCAGCGCAGGAGACGUCGUGAUGAUCCAGCCGCAGAACAGCCCUGAGGAUGUGCAGCAGUUUUGCCAGCUCUUGCGCCUUGAUCCAGACAGACACUUUGUGCUGAAGCCCUUGGAGCCUGGUACUGCCCUCCCUGCCCUCUUGCCACAGCCCUGCACCAUCUGGCACCUGGUUACCCACUACCUGGACAUCUGCUGCGUGCCACGGCGCUCCUUCUUCGAGCUCCUGUCCUCCUUGUCUGUGAAUGAGCUGGAGCGCGAGAAGCUGCAGGAGUUCAGCUCGGCACAGGGCCAGGAAGAGCUGUACAGCUACUGCAACCGGCCACGCAGGACCACUCUCGAGGCCCUUUGGGAUUUCCCUCACACUACGAGUGCCAUUCCGGCCGAAUAUCUGCUGGACCUCAUUCCUCGCAUCAGACCUCGUGCCUUCUCCAUCGCCUCCUCUCAGCUGGUUCACCCCAACCGGAUCCAGAUCCUCAUGGCAGUGGUGAAGUACAAGACGCGGCUCAGCAAACCCCGCCGUGGUCUCUGCUCUACCUGGUUGGCUUCCCUCAACCCACAGUACGGAGAUGUCCGGGUCCCUCUUUGGGUAAAGAAAGGAGGAAUGAAGUUCCCGGGUGUUGCUGACACCCCCGUGAUCAUGAUCGGCCCUGGCACAGGCGUGGCACCUUUCCGAGCAGCAAUACAGGAGCGUGUAGCACAGGGACACAGGGGGAACUGCUUAUUCUUCGGCUGCCGACAGAAAUCCAAGGACUUCUACUGCCAGUUGGAGUGGGAAGAGCUGGUGGCGAAGGGUUUCCUGAUGCUUUUUACGGCCUUCUCCAGGGACCAGGAGGAGAAGGUCUAUGUUCAGGACCGCAUCCGAGAGAACCCCUUGGAAGCACAGCUUGCUCUGUCUUCCAGGAAAGCCCAGCAGAUGCCAGCAGCAGUGGCCGAAGCCCUGCAGUGGGUGGCGCAGUCGGAAGGAGGCCUGUCAUCCUCAGAAGCUGAGGAGUAUUUCACAGCCCUGGAACGAUGCCAGCGCUUCCAAUCUGAAACCUGGUCGUAGUCCUGGCUUCCAGCUCCCCCCUUCCUCCCUGCAAGCUGCACGGAAGCACCUGAGCCCCAAUAAAG
Molecule: messenger RNA, 1832 nt
Organism: Tinamus guttatus (white-throated tinamou)
Lineage: Eukaryota; Metazoa; Chordata; Aves; Tinamiformes; Tinamidae
Source: RefSeq, a predicted model, not a curated record